Molecule: messenger RNA, 3508 nt
Organism: Penaeus indicus
Lineage: Eukaryota; Metazoa; Arthropoda; Malacostraca; Decapoda; Penaeidae
Exons: 23
Coding region: 188-3139 (983 amino acids)
Source: RefSeq, a predicted model, not a curated record
AGUAAACAGUGUUAGUCGAGUGAAACAAUCGUAUGACUCAUUGGCGGUGACAGAAUGAUUCCAACACAUUAGCGGGAUUGACAGUCUGGCGUCCGAGUUGGUGUGACAAAUAUAUCUAUUUAUUGUGGGUUCGAGAUUCUUUUUCUUUUUUCCUCCGAAAGUGAGAUUUGAAAAGAUUAGGAAGAAAAUGAAUCUUAUUGCAAGCCUGUUGAUGUUGCUGACGCUGACGGCGACUCAAGCGACAACCGGGCAGCGUCGGCAGGAAACCUCGUCCUUCGUCAGGGAGGUUUUCCCCAAGUGCGCCAACAUCACCGACGCCGAGAACAUGGACCAUCCCGCGCCCGACUUCGUCCAGACUCUGCAAGGCACUUUCACUCUCACCCUCGAAAUGACCAUGAUGAAGAAGAAAAUGACUUAUUACGUGGAAGAGGUUAGGGAGCGAUUUGAGUUCGGUGGGGAAGUUACGGACAGCGGAGCGGUGUACCUGCGGCGAAACGGUACCGAGACCACGUACCACUACUAUCCUACAUCUGGCAUGAUGGUGGAAGAACAAGACGGCCAGUGCAGACAGACAGGGACAGACGUUCCGCCAUUCAACCCCUGGGGCUGGUGGGAUCCAGACCCGACCCACGGCGCUAUGCUCUACGGGCCGUCCGCACUCAUCCGUAGGGCCUCCUUCAUCAACAAGAGGUACCUCGGAGGCCACAGAGAGAUCAACGGUGUAAUGUGUGAACGGUGGCUGGCUUGUGAAGCUCAGCAGUCUGUUAUGGUUUAUUAUUAUUUUUCAGAGAGGCCGUGGCAGAUGCCCGAAGCCCCUUUCUUCAACGAGGGCAACGGCAGACUCCCCGUGCAGGUCGAGGUGGAGUUCAUGGACGGAUCAGAGAGGAUCCAGUACAACGUCUUGAGUUUUGUGCCGUUCGUGAGAAAUCCGACGCUGAUUGAGGUGACGUAUAGUGAAGUUCUCUCCUUGAGUCGCCUGGACUACCCAUACUCCACGAACAGGUUGAAAAUUAUUCAUGAUUUCAAUACAGGUGUCCAGUAUGUGGUCGAUCGCGUAAGUGGCAGCUGUAAUAGAUCGUGGAUUCCUGCAUUCACCUUUGAUUCAGAUAUGAACACCAUGUUGGGCCCAAAUCAGCUGUUUCACCUCGACGAUUCCUUUGCCUUCGUCGGUCAGCGGGACACUCGAGGAUCCGUGGCCGACCUGUGGACAUCGACGAGGAGUGACCUGCCUGACGCGGCCACGGGAGGAUUUCAGAAUUUCCCGAAAGCUGUUUUGGAGUAUUAUUUUGUGACGAGCCAAGAGGAAACACCUGAAGGCAAAGAGGAAAUUAAUGUUCCGCUGAGAGGCGAUGUAUUCGUGUACAACAAUUCAGAAUCCAGUGAGGUCGUUGCCAUGAUGACAGCCAACAUCUACGACUUCUCUGUCAUAAGGCUUUACACGGAAACAGAGUUCAGCGUCGAAGAAUGCUUUGAGAAGACGGACGCUGACUGGUCGUACUUGGUUAUUUCUUUUCCUUCGAGUAAAGGUUCCGUGACUGACCUGGUGAUGAAAAACAUAGAUGAGUUUCGAGACCAGAUUUUCUCCCUCGUCGUUCAUAAGGGCAGUCUCUCUCCCACGCGCGUUGCUUCGGUCGACGUGUCUGAAGGGGUGGCUGGCGAGGUCGGUGUUACAGACUUCAUCAUUGCUUCUGUCAAACUGCUUGAUCGAGUUCCUUACAUAUUCUCGUACAAGCCUAUGCUUGACGAACCUCACCCUGUGCCAGGAGAAAAUGAAAAGUCGUUUGAGGAUAUUAAAACUGCUGAAGAUUGUGCGGAACUUUGCUCUCUUGAAAAAGGUUUCCAGUGCAAGUCAUUCCACCACUGCGACGACCACGUGUGUUUCCUAAGCCCGACGGAAGAGUCAGAUGGAAAACCAGUGAUCACGACCAACAACUGUUCCCACUGGCUUGAAUUCGCUACCAACAGGACGUUCGUGGAUCUGCCCACGAGCCAAGCCUACGACGAGAUACUGCAGGCCAUUCGCCAUGAUGAGUUCACUGUCGUCAUUCUGGAUAAGGGAACCGAAGUACAGCUGGGGGCGUCUGAGGCGAUCCUAUAUCGAAGUCCGGACCCACUAAGAGGUGUGAGGAGACAGUUCACUCUCGCUGCUCGUAGGACCUCCCUUAAACACCCCGAUGAUGGUGUUGAGCAGAUCGACACCCUAGAGGAAUGCAUGACCCUGUGCGUGACCUGGCAACCCUACCGCUGUGAGACCUUCGCCUACCACUUCGACGAUCACAAGUGCCUCCUCAGUGCCACCCACAGCGACGACCUGAAUUCUACCAUGACCUCUGCAAGGAGUCAUGCGGACCUUUAUGAUCGAACCUACCUCAGUGAAUACAAAGUGGUGCUUGGUGGAGUGGCUCUCAAUGGCACUGGAGUCGUUAUUCCCGAAGUCAAUCACCUAGACACUUGUGCCAGGCAUUGCUCGCAGGACACCACAAUAUCCUGCAGGAGCUUUGAAUGGUGUCACGAGGAACGCACGUGUCGCCUCCAUGAAGAAUAUUUCCUUGACGUGGCUGAAGGAGGAGACUACGAGACACAUACUUCGUGUAUUCACUUCUCUAAGAACGCGGCAGAGACCUUUUCACAGCACCCCCACCAGGGCCUACAGAAAGACAUGCACCGGUUUGUGGCCUCAAACUCCGAUUCUUCUGCGUGUGCUAAACUGUGCUUGGGCUCAACAGGCGAAGUGUGCGAGAGUUUUGACUUCUGCUCGACAUGCGGGGAAGAAGAGCAAGGCGUGUGUGGCCAAGGCUUCGAGGAGACGCAGAAUAUCUGUUUCCUGAGUACACAUCAUGUCGGUGAGGCUGAAACUGUAAUCAAGACUGCCCCCAAUUGUCAGCAUUAUUCACGUGAAUUUUUCGGCGAAAUGGAUUAUCCGACGUGGGUGGCCAGCAAGAGACGGUCAGAGUAUCCUUAUACAUCAGGCGACAUGGCCGGUCUGGCGGUGGGCGUGCUUCUCCUGGGCGCCCUUCUGGCUGCGGGUUUCCUCUUCGCCAUCGUCAGGGUCCGCCCACACGAAGAAGCCCCGAAUGAGGAGGUGGGCGUGUCCUUCCUGCACCUGAAGAAUGCUGUCGAGGGAGAAUCCGAUUUUUAAAAGAGGCUUCGAGAUCUUUGUUUCGGUGUUUCUUUUUUCUCUUCUUCCCUUCUUUCGUUUUAAUGUUUUCCUUAUUCGUCUUUUUUUUCUUCGUUUGCUUCUUCCUUUAUUUAUUCUCCAUUCUCACUGUUUGUUUCUCGUCUUUCUUUUGCUUCUUCUUAGUCAGUUACUACUUGCUUUUUCCUCCUAUUUUUCUUUUUCUUCAUCAUCUUUUUCUUUCUUUUUCUUUCUUAGUUUUUGGUUCCUUGAGAGAAAGAGAAAAAGAGAAAGAGAAAAAAGAGAGAAAGAGAAAGAGCGAGAAAGAGAAAAAGAUUAUAUAUAUUAUAUCCAGUCAACAGUAUAUCGAUGAUAAUAUAAAGCUUUAAUGUA